Oryza sativa Japonica Group (Japanese rice) is the source of this 939-nucleotide messenger RNA. RefSeq lists its product as uncharacterized. The record is from RefSeq and is a predicted model, not a curated record. Lineage: Eukaryota; Viridiplantae; Streptophyta; Magnoliopsida; Poales; Poaceae.
AUGCGAGCUGGCAACCCACGACGAAAUGCAUGACCAGUAUGCUAUAUCUGCACGACACACCGCACCACUUUCCUGGCAGCAACACUACCUGCACCAAACCUAGAUAGUACGAUGGCCAGCUGAGAUCAUCUUUUCUCAUCUCAUCCUAUCUCCCAUCCCAUAGAAUUACGAAAUUAAGAGGGGAAAACAAAAGUAGAGAGAGCUAGGAUGGAGAUGGAGAAGGUGAUGUCCGGGUGCCACAUCCCGGCGUUCGGCGCGUGGAACUACCGCGACGACGACCUGCCCAUCACGCAGUGCUUCGACCUAGCCAUCCAGGACCGCCUGAUGAGGCGCGCCAACCGCCGCGGCGACGGCAACUGCAAACGGCGGCUCGUCGUGCCUUUCGACGCCUGGCCGCCUGCUCCGCGCGGAGCAGCUCAUGGCAAGGUGAUUAGGAGGGAAUUGGCACAGAAGCAGUGGGAUAAUGUUGCCGAGGAGAUGAUGCAAUGGAGAGCUGUUGGGGCGUACGGGACGAAGCGUAAGGUUGGCGACAAGGCUGUGGAUGAGGACCUGUACAAGGUGCCGCAACCGCUGAUAUACCCGAAACGUAGAAAGAUGAGGAAAGUUGUCUGGAGCCUGUGGAUUGGUUGCCUUGGUCUGGAUUGCAUUGCCUGAUCAAACCCAUCAAGUGCACUGUGUUUUGACUUAGAAUCCAGAAAAACUUGAGGUCCGCAUAUCUUUGUUCCGCUCGAAUUGUUCUUCCAAUAAGAAUUUGGUGUGCCAUGUUUUGUAACAUCUAAUGAUUUGUAUUGAGAAAACGUUGCUCUUGGUUUGUUGUGACAAAAACAAAAUCUUGAUCUCUGGUGCCUUACCAUUUUUUAGUUUUCAUGUACGUACGGUUAUAGGCCACCGUUCAUAUACAGUUUUGACAUGGAAGUUUUCAUAAAUUUGUUUUCACGA